Molecule: messenger RNA, 948 nt
Organism: Miscanthus lutarioriparius
Lineage: Eukaryota; Viridiplantae; Streptophyta; Magnoliopsida; Poales; Poaceae
Source: the annotation of a GenBank genome assembly
AUGAACAGCUUGUUCUCGAGCUCAUGGAAGCGCGGCGGCGGCGGCGGCGGCGGCGGCGGCGGCGGAGACGACGGCGACAUCGAGUCCGGCAGCGUGGAGAUGUCUGCGCCGCCUGGUGCCGCGGCGGGGGCGAGCCUGGACCGGUUCUUCGAGGACGUGGAGUCGAUCAAGGACGAGCUACGGGACCUGGAGCGGAUCCAGCGCUCUCUCCACGACGGCAACGAGGCGGGGAAGUCGCUGCACGACGCGUCCGCGGUGCGCGACCUCCGCGCGCGGAUGGACGCGGACGUGGGCGCGGCGAUCAAGAAGGCCAAGGUGGUGAAGCUCCGGCUCGAGUCGCUGGACCGCGCCAACGCCGCCAACCGGUCCGUGCCCGGGUGCGGCCCCGGUUCCUCCACGGACCGCACCCGGACGUCCGUCGUGGCCGGGCUGCGCAAGAAGCUCCGUGACUCGAUGGAGUCCUUCUCGUCGCUGCGGUCCCGCGUGGCGUCCGAGUACCGGGACACGGUGGCGCGGCGGUACUUCACGGUGACGGGGACCCAGCCCGACGAGGCGACGCUGGACGCGCUGGCGGAGUCCGGGGAAGGGGAGCGGUUCCUGCAGCGCGCCAUCGCGGAGCAGGGGAGAGGGGAGGUGCUGGGCGUGGUGGCGGAGAUCCAGGAGCGGCACGGCGCCGUGGCGGAGCUGGAGCGCUCCCUCCUAGAGCUGCAGCAGGUGUUCAACGACAUGGCCGUGCUGGUGGCCGCGCAGGGGGAGCAGCUGGACGACAUCGAGGGGAACGUCGGGCGUGCCAGGUCGUUCGUUGAUCGCGGGCGCGAGCAGCUGCAGGUGGCCAAGAAGCACCAGAAGAGCACGCGCAAGUGGACCUGCAUCGCCAUCCUCAUCCUCCUCGUCAUCAUCCUCGUCAUCGUCCUCCCCAUCGUGCUCAAUAACAACAAGAAGAACUAG